UAGUGGGUGUAAGGAAGUUCUCAUUCAGCUGUUACACAUUGCAUAAUGAUCAGCUCACUGCUAUUAGUGCUGAGCUUCCUGGUUCUGCUGGGGUGCACACUAAGUGUUGCCAUGGAUCCAGUGCACAUGAUCAUGACCGAUGAAACAAAUGCAGAAAACAAUGUCAAUGGCUGCUUGUACACAUUCUCCGUCAAUGGAAACAUGUCGGUUACAAAGUUCAAUGCACUAACGAAUCAAGCUACUGUAGAAGAAUUCAUACUAUCUAACAAUCACACGGCCAUUAUUCUGACCAGCGAUGGCUCUGGUCAGGGCCCACUGACAAAUGACAAAUCAAACACUGAACUAUUAUACGCUGUGCUACACAACUAUGCCUACAUUGUCAUGGAUACCAGAGUACUAGUGGUCAACCUGAACACCUCCAAUCCUCCGUACCUUUCCUAUGACACACUGGAAGUGGGUCACAAGCCCAACACAAUUAAAGCAUUCACAAUCAAUGGUGAUACGUUUGUCACUGUAACAUACGUCACACCGGAACUAAGAGAAUAUCUGAGGAGAUUUAGGAAAUAUGACAACAGUGUUUGGGGCUAUCACGGAGGGAUUGUGUUAGUGGUGACUCCCAACUGGUACAACCUCACCCUACUGAGUAACACGCUCAUCUAUAAAGCUACUGACUCUCUGAGUAACUACGUCGAUACUAUUUGGGUAGCCGUUGCACAAGAAUGGUAUAUUUAUACCCAAGAUCUUAUUGAUGGAACAACGCGCACAUUCUCAACACCCGAACCUUGCAAUACAAUACAGAGACUAGUCUACAGCCAGCACAGACAGAGGAUGCUAGUGCAGUGUAAAGAGGCUACUGUCUUCUUUGAUGCUCGAGCGAAAGAAUUCUAUAAACUAUGGUCUGAUGUGGUGGGUACUGUAUACAUAGCCGAGGGUGGUGGUUAUGGAGCCGUGGUGGACCAAUCAGGGACAGUCCUCACACUAUUGCACUUACACGGUAAUUAUCAAUCGUUGUCUCUUAAAGUGAGAGGAGAGGUGCAAAAUGUUGUGUUUGUCGAUGCUGGCUCUCAUUUACACUACAUUUGUUAUGUGGAGCUACUCAAUGAAUCGUAUGGUGUGGAUUGCAUUCAAAUUGAACAGUUUUUUCAUCAAAAUUCGACUGAUUAUUCUACUAAUUUGAUUGGCUAUUCCAGUGAUUGCCCUACAUUCUACAGUCAAAAACAUGUCCUCAUAAUCGAACAAACCAACUGUGCCAGUGAUGAAACAUGUUCACCAUCACUACGAGUGUUUGAUAUGCUCACACUCACCAACACGCACAAUGUCACUGGAGUUGAUGCGGCCUUUAUAACAUUCAAAGCUCUGAAAACGAACCCACCCACUGAGGUCCCUAGUACCACUGCAGAUACUACCGCCCACGCCCCCACUACUACCACACCCCCAUCCGCCCCCACAACCACCAUAACGCCUCCACAAACACCAACCACUACAGCAGCCGCCCCCUCAAACAGUGAACUGUUCAUGCAAUGUUCAAUGGAACUAGAAUACUCUAGAAUGGAGUACCACACGUUGCUAUUGACUACAGUUACACUGUGCUGUGUCUUCUCUCUGGCCCUGCUAAUGGCUGUCCUAGUAUUGGUCAUUAUUAUCGUACGUGUCAAGACUACAAGCCAUAAAGAAGAGAAACCUCCAACCCUCACUGACGUUAAACACUCGGACAUUUAGGUUUGUAAUAAUUAUGUCAUUUUCGUAUUUAGACACAAUAUUAUUUUUUCUUUACAAUUUGUUGUUGACAUGAGAUAUAAAAAUAUUAACCGUGAAAUGAUAAAUAGACCAAAACAACACAUAAACACAGCACAACACAUAAUUACACUAAUUAAGCUAAUAAUUAUAUUAUAAUAUUACUAUCUAAGAAUUCGUUUUUAGGCUCAUUCUUUUGACCCAUUCAUAACUGACUACUAGUAUAGCCGAGGUGGGAGCAGUGGACCAUAUCCGUGCACUCAGCCCCUUACGAAAGAAAGCCACACCCUCUUCCUGCCAGAGCCGCUGCACAGUGGACAUCAGUGAGGAGUCACGAGCUGCAAGCUGUGUGGGCGUGUGUGUGUGGGUGUGUGUGUGAGGUUGUGUGUGGGUGUGUGAAGGAAAUAAAAGAAAUGGAGGAAGCAAUACAAUUAAUGUGUGGAAAAUGAUCCCCUAACAACCACACUAUCAUGAACUAGCUGACCCAGCAUUAGGUAGGGACUAUUACAAAUGCUAACAAGUACUUUCACUAAUUAUGAGGCUAGAAAUGUUCACGCUAAUUAGUAGCUGGUGUAAACACGGGAGAACAAGACAACACCCGGGACCACUGUAUGUGUCACUCCAAUAUCAAAGAGAGAGGACAUCAUACAAAUACUACAGCUACAGUGGUUUCCACAAUAGUUGUCCAGAGCGUUAAGAAUUGAUACAACCUUCUUCUAAGAAUAGCCAUAGCUAAUAUUGUGGUUUUGCUAUGACAUCCCAACUACCUUAUGCAAACCACUGUACACAUUAACAAGUAAUGACUGACCUGAUACCUUGUCCUGACCACGUCCAGAGGGUUGGUGAGGAUGCUAGCUGCAAUAGCCGAGACCACUCCACAAUACGCCUGCACCACAGCCACUGGGAACACAUCUGUCAACCCAUGCUCCACAUUCAGCCUGAAAGUCCCACCAUAGAAGGACCACCAUAGUCCACUAUUGGGAGCAUAUGUUAGCAGACUCAUACCAUAGCCUCGAUAAAACCCACGAAGUCCUUCUCUCUCAAAUAUCUCACGAGCAAUCGUCACUGCACUUCGAAAUCGAACCUUUUGUUCAGGUAUUAUAUAAUCAGUAUUUUUGACUAGGACGUACGGUGCUCUUGGCCUCGUUGUUGCCGUGGUGACCUGACCCUCCAUCAUGAGGUGCUGUGAGAGUAUAUCGAUCGGUACAGUCACGGUCUGUCCAACACACGUAGCCGUAGCUCCCGCUAUUAGACCUUUGACCUCUGUAGAAUAUCCUACCAAUCGGCUUCUAGUUAGUUCGUAUGUGGUGAUAUACAUUUGCCCCGCGGCUAAUCCUAAAAUGCUCACAUUAAAGCCUUUAUAUAACCCGAGAAUGCCUUCGUAUUUUAUAACUUUUCUGAAUGCAUCGAAAGUACCGUUGUAGAUGGUGUGUUGGGGCUGCAUGAACAGUCGUGUCUUUAUGAAUGUGAAUGGGUAGAUGAAGGCUCGGACAAACAGGAAUAGACUCGGACCAAUCACAUAGUAACGUUUCUUAUCGAGAUCGUCCCAUUCGAUCAUCUGACCAUUUUGUAGUUUAUCCAUUCUCUCUUUAGAUUGUUUAGUGGACAACUUGACUCAGUGCAUACUAGUAGUGGGUAAGAGCUCUCGGUAUCACAGCACACUGUACUUGUUCAUUCAGGCAGCUAGCUAGGGGUGGAAGCUAGCUAGGGAUGGAAGCUAGCUAGGGUGGAAGCUAUAGCUAGCUAGCUAGACUCUGUGGUGUUAGAUUUACAGGAAACCAAUCUGUACACACACACACCCCUGCCACGCCCUCUCUAAUAAUGUUGACAGGAAGUCAUACAUUUACACACACCCAUCUUACACAGCAACACGUGUUGGUCCCACUGCGCAUGCGUAUAAAUUCUCCCUCGUGGUGUCUGCAGAGACAGAUUUCGCAAUCUACCCGCAAUACUCGCAACACCUUGUAGCUAGUACUCCUGCGGUCCUCCAUGGGUGGGAACUGUCUGUCUCCAUGGCAUCUCCUUGGAGACUUUGACGUCAAUGGCCUGGAAUAUUCCCAGAUCCAGUUCCAGAAGCUCAGUUCCUUUGAAGUUUGAAGGAGAAGUAAAGUGUCUUGCUGGAAGAGAACCAUCGCAAGUCUUUCACUGUGUUACAGAAUCAUCGCGAGCCUUCCACUGUGUUGCAGAAUUAUCGCGAGCAUUGUGUUGCAGAACCAUUGCGAGCCUUCCACUGUGUUGCAGAAUCAUCGCGAGCCUUCCACUGUGUUGCAGAACCAUCGCGAGCCUUUCACUGUGUUGCAGAACCAUCGCGAGCCUUCCACUGUGUUGCAGAACCAUUGCGAGAUUCUCCAGCCAUGGAAGGAUAUGAUAGAGCUGGAUCAUCGGAAGCCGUGCAGGCUGCUGGAGCUAUUGUAAGUUGAAACCGUAGCUCUUGCAUGUUUGUCUUGUUUGUAGCUAGCUUGUUGUAUGUGUUGUUGCAGCUAGAUUGUUCACUCCGGCCUUCUUUCAAGCGUAUCGGUUUUGCGCACUGUUUGUUGAGAAUAGAAGGUUUUGGUUGGUGAUUAUUUUGCUCUGGUAUUCCUUGUGUCUAAGUGUGGUGGCCCCUUCUUGACUGUGAGGUGUGUAGGUCAUGCAGCUUAAUAGAUACAUACUUGCCAGCAAAGCGCAUGUUAAAUGCAUGUAUGCAUGGCUAAACUCGUGUCGACAACGCUUUUUAUGUUUAUGUACUGUUAAUAUACGCGUGGCUAAGAGUCUAUUACCUGCAUGGCCUUGAACCCUUUGGUGGUGGUGGGGUGGUGUCCGUAGCACUCAAGUAACCAAUCAGAAUGUGUGUGGAAGGUUCUUCAACAGUCGGGUCGCAGGACAGCAUCUUCUUGUUCCUGAAACCGUUGUUGAACCAGCCUUCGGGGUGCAAUGAUGGAUUAUUCAUGGCAUUCCAGUCUAUUGAGGGAGCACUCUGCUGUUAGUACCUGCCUAAUGGGAAAGCAGCACAGGAUCCUGCCAUAAUUGGGAGUGUUAUGAUCUCGUUAUCAGUUCCAAUAGUUAGUUAGCUAGGAUCAUUAGAAAAUAGCUUAGCUAUAGUAUAGUUAGACAACUGCUGCUUCUUGGCUUAUGCUAAUUUAGACAGCUUUUUUAGGAUUUUAACUCUGUGCCUACUGCACAUGGAAUUGGUAAGUUCAGGCUUUAACUAAACCUAGGUGUGCCAAGGGAACUGUAGCCUUUGACUGGAUUAGUGAAGAGUAGUCUUGAGCACUUGUGCAAGCCUUGCGUGCCAGGCUUGUUGCAACUGGAGUCGGCGAGGGCUUCAAGAGCAAGGAGGUGUUGUCUCUGUGAGUCUACUGUUGUUGAACCAUCCCACACAUUCUGGUUGAUUACUUUUGUGCUCAGUUAAUGGUACUCACAGUCACAGGGUCCCUUUAGUUUAUUAUGCCCUUAUUGUAUUAGUCCCUUGAGCAAGGAAACUACUGGUGAUAAUGUUCUCAAUGGUGGUGGUAAUGUUGUCAGUUCUGGUGGUAAUUGGUUGGUUUGUUUUCUAAGGUUGUGGAGAUUUGUUGAUGAUCGGCUUUAUUUGAACUGCUGCGCUCAAUGUAACCAUGCAUUUGCUUGUUCUCUUACAGCCACAAUGCACACACACACAGCUCCUCCUACUAGCUACUGUACUAGUGUUCCAUUCUCUCACUGCUUUUGUCUCCUCUCUCCCCCAGGUACAGACAAGCCAUGCUGCUCUGGGACCCAGGAAGAAUUACUAACCUCAUCAAUGGCUGCAUGUUUUGUAUUAUAAUUAUUGAAGGGGGUGGGGCUCAAAUCUCACCACCCACUUCUACAUACACGCUUAUUAAUAAUUAAUUUUAUUACCUCAGAGAAUAAAGAAAGCUUGCUAUGUACAUGUGGUGUGAUACAAUUGUAACUGCAUGGAGAAAAGAUAAGUACAAUAAUAUAUGACAACCACAACGGUAUGUCUUCAUGCACCUUCCGUGUAUAGGUUGAUGUUAAUUGCCUGCACAGUACAAAGGAAGAUAAGUAGCUUGUUAACAGUUCAGUGUGUCUUUCAUGCUCUCUGUGUAGGUUGGUUGUGUGUGGAGGAGCCACUGUAACAGCAUACACACAGAUGAGUCGCUAGCUAUGUUGUGUGGCAAGCCUUUCAUACUCUCUGUGCAGGUUGAUUGUGUGUGGAGGAGCCACUGUAACAGCAUACACACAGAUGAGUAGCUAGCUAUGUUGUGUAACAAGUCUCUCAUGCUCUCUGCAGGUUGAUUGUGUGUGGAGGAGCCACUGUAACAGCAUACACACAGAUAAGUAGCUAGCUAUGUUCUCAUGCUCUCUGUGCAGGUUGAUGGUUGUGUGAAGCUAUGGAGACACUCAAGAUAAGUAUGGUUGGCUUCUAUGGUGUGUAGGUCCAUGUCUCUUCACAGCAAAAGAUAAGUAGCUCCAUUGUGUACAGUAUCUCUCCUGCUCUCUGUGUAGGUUGAUGGUUGUGGAGGAGCCACUGUAACAGCAUACACACAGAUGAGUAGCUAGCUAUGUUGUGUGGCAAGUCUCUCAUGCUCUCUGUGUAGGUUGAUUGCGUGUGGAGGAGCCACUGUACAGCAUACACACAGAUGAGUAGCUAGCUAUGUUGUGUGACAAGUCUCUCAUGCUCUCUGUGCAGGUUGAUUGUGUGUGGAGGAGCCACUGUACAGCAUACACACAGAUGAGUAGCUAGCUGUGUUGUGUGGCAAGUCUCUCCUGCUCUCUGUGUAGGUUGAUUGUGUGUGGAGGAGCGACUAAACAGCAUACACACAGAUGAGUAGCUAGCUAUGUUGUGUGACAAGUCUUAUGCUCUCCGUGCAGGUUGAUUGCAAGGCAACGGUUUGGGGAGGUCUGGCAGUAACAAUUAACUCUGGUGCAUUGUAACAGUAUACAUGUACUUACUAUUUUCGUAAUGAAUUACUUUUACUUUUGUAAUCUUUGAGAAAUUGUAUGUGUGAGUAUAAUUAUGCAGAAACUUUAUCCAUCAUUUAAAUUUUUGUCAACACUUUAUAUUGAAAUGACAAUCAA
Halichondria panicea is the source of this 6771-nucleotide messenger RNA. RefSeq lists its product as uncharacterized. The transcript is spliced from 3 exons. Bases 46 to 1719 code for a protein of 557 amino acids. Lineage: Eukaryota; Metazoa; Porifera; Demospongiae; Suberitida; Halichondriidae. The record is from RefSeq and is a predicted model, not a curated record.